AUGACUGCCGCAUCCUCAUUAGCCCACGACGACAUUCACCUCAUUCGUGCAUACUCACCCGACAUCAUCCAGCAGACAUGGUCCAACAACCGCGCGGAAUGGGGACCCUCCCUCGACGAGGAGACCUACUUCGCCCGCGAGAGAAUGUUGUCCAGUCAGGAGUUUACCCGUGACAACAAGCUGCAGGUCUGGAUCCUCGUCCCCAAGACCUUUGAUUCGGCCAACCCUCAACUCGAUCAAAUCCUGUCCGCAGUCGAGACCUUUGAGCGCCCUGGAAUCAUCGCCUCGAAGGACCAAGGUCUGAGGGAUGUGCUCUCGAUCAGCGUUGCCUCGGUCUUUGCUCCUGCCCACUACCGUGGACGUGGUUAUGCCUCCCUGAUGAUGAAGUAA
Linnemannia hyalina is the source of this 390-nucleotide messenger RNA. The record is from the annotation of a GenBank genome assembly. NCBI's taxonomy places the organism in Eukaryota, Fungi, Mortierellomycota, Mortierellomycetes, Mortierellales, Mortierellaceae.